GCAUGUCCAGUCUUGUUGAAUCGGUAGUCACUGCUAUAACCCAUACGUAGAAUUAUGGCUGAAUUAAAAUCCGCUAUUUGGAGCCUUUCUUCUAAUUUUGUUGCAAAUAGAUAUUUUUCACGUUUAUUAACUUCUCACUGGUAUAAUGUAUCUGCAGUUUCGUCGUUAAAUAAAAUGUCAACGGAGGCUGCUGCUAAGGCCGACAAUGACAUCGUUAUUACAGAUAGCUGUGUUAAACGUUUAAAAGAAAUUACUGAUGAUAAAGGUUAUUUAAGAGUUACAGUAGAAGGUGGAGGUUGUUCUGGUUUUCAAUAUAAAUUUGAUUUAGAUGAAAACAUAAAUGAAGAUGAUAAAGUAUUUCAAAAGGAUGGUGUCAAAGUGGUGAUAGAUUCAACAUCUUUAGAAUAUAUUAAAGGAGCAACGAUAGAGUAUCAUACAGAAUUAAUACGUUCCGCGUUUAGAAUAACUAAUAAUCCUUUAGCUGAACAAGGUUGUAGUUGUGGCUCUAGUUUUUCUAUUAAAAUUUAAUAAAUUAAUUAAUUUUCGUGUUUAGUAAAUUCAUAUGCAAAGUAAUUUAUCUGUACUAUCUUUUGUUAUAAAAUAAUCGCAAAUAGUUUGUUCAUAUUUUUUCUAAAGAAAUAUAUAUUUUACUUCAGUUUCACAGUAAGUGUGAAAGAAUAUUUGUAUAUCAGUAUGCUUAAUAAUAUUUAUUUAUUAUACAGGGUGCCUUAAAGAGAUUUACACCAUAUAUAUUGCAGAUUCUACAUACUAAAAUGAAUCCACAGAGUUCACCAUCUUGCAAUCUGUGCUUUAAUUUUCAAAAUAUUUCAAGAUCUGAAUAGUUAAAACUUAGGUGUUUAACUUUAUGCGUGAAAGUGUGUCUACGCGGAAUUCCAUGUAUGAGUGUGAGUCUCUACUUAAACGUUAGAUUGCAAAACGAUGAACGAUCUUUCGAUUUAUUUUGUUAUGAAAAAUUUGCAGCUUUUAGGAUAUACAUCUGUUUUGUAACAUCCUGUACAACAAAUAAAGUAUAAAGAAAAAUUUUAUUUAUAGGGAAACGAGCUGUAUAGUGUUGUAAUGAAGUGACUAAAAUAUGUAUUUUAUGAGUCUGCAUAAGAUGUGUUAUUUAUGUUAUAAAUGGUCAAACAAUGAAUGUUAAUAAUAAUUUUUACUUUUAUUUCAUAUACUAAACAGAUUCCAAAAUCGUUUUAGUAUAUUAAUUAAAGUAUGAUUAAAAUUGUAAUUACUAUUUACCACGUGUAAGUUUCAUAUGUACAUAAAAUUAAAGAUAUUGAUAGUUCUGAUUAAAGUAUGUUGCUGUUGGAA
Messenger RNA from Osmia bicornis bicornis, 1326 nucleotides. Its product is annotated as iron-sulfur cluster assembly 2 homolog, mitochondrial. Gene Ontology annotation, biological process: iron-sulfur cluster assembly. Bases 55 to 528 code for a protein of 157 amino acids. Gene Ontology annotation, molecular function: 2 iron, 2 sulfur cluster binding; iron ion binding; 4 iron, 4 sulfur cluster binding. Lineage: Eukaryota; Metazoa; Arthropoda; Insecta; Hymenoptera; Megachilidae. The transcript has 3 exons. Gene Ontology annotation, cellular component: mitochondrion. The record is from RefSeq and is a predicted model, not a curated record.